This is a messenger RNA of Paraglomus brasilianum, 1311 nucleotides long. Lineage: Eukaryota; Fungi; Glomeromycota; Glomeromycetes; Paraglomerales; Paraglomeraceae. The record is from the annotation of a GenBank genome assembly.
AUGACAGUCAUGAUCAAGUUCCUCUUUUUAUUUAUGUUGUUAUUAGCAACAGUAGUUGCCUUGUCACCUUCAGGCCACGUCGAUAACGCUCUUGCGCCCUUGAUGUCUUAUGAUGAUGAUGAAAGCAUUCCCGACCAAUAUAUCGUGGUAUUCAAGGAGGGAGCCACCUCCGACAAAUUAUCCAAGCAUCACGACGACAUUAAUAGCCUGCUCUACGAGGAAAAAAAGAGAUUCAAACGAGGAUUGUUGAAUGAAUUAAUUUCUGGUAUUGAGUACACUUAUGAAUUUGAUACUUUCCGAGGCUAUGCUGGUAAAUUCUCACCGAGCGUGUUGACCAAAAUCAGAGAAAGUGAUGAUGUUGCAUUUGUUGAGAAAGAUCAAAAAGUAUUUCCAACCUCUGCUUUUCAACAAGGUGCCCCAUGGAAUCUUGCUCGUACAUCUCAUCGUGACCGCUUGGUACUGGCAACUUAUAACAAAUACUAUUAUGAUGCAACCGCUGGAAAAGGUGUUACGGCCUACGUACUCGAUACCGGAGUCUUUGUCAACCACACAGACUUUGGGGGGCGUGCUCGAUGGGGUGCUAAUUUCGCACGUGGUCAACCUGAUGCUGAUAUUAGUGGACACGGAACUCAUGUUGCUGCUAUUAUUGCUGGAACUAGAUUUGGCGUCGCUAAAAAGGCUCAGAUUGUUGCUGUCAAGGUUUUGGGUGAGCGAGGAGGUUCAAACAUGGCUGUUAUCAAGGGUAUAGAAUGGGCUGUGAAGGAUCACAGGAAAGCAGUUGCGGAAGCCAAAAGAACAGGAAAAGUACAUAAAGGUUCUAUCAUUAAUAUGAGUUUGGGAGGUGGUAAGAGUAACGCUUUGAAUAAGGCUGCUAACGAUGCUGUCGAUGCUGGAGCUGUCGUCGUCGUAGCCGCUGGCAACUCCAACGCCGAUGCUUGCAAAUUCUCACCGGCUGGAGCCCAAAAAGUAAUCACUGUUGCUGCUUCAACGAUUGAAGAUACUCGCGCUUGGUUCUCCAAUUGGGGUAUAUGUGUCGAUCUUUUCGCUCCUGGCAGAGAUAUUUUGUCGGCCUGGAUUGGCUCUCCCAUUGCUACAAGAGUACUCUCCGGUACUUCUAUGGCAACUCCUCAUGUAGCUGGUCUUGCAGCCUAUUUCCUUGCUUUGAGCCGAACUCCGUUAACACCACUGCAAGUCCUUUUGAAGCUUGUUUUUGAAGCUACAAAAAACGCUCUCUGCGAAGUCGCAGGUAGUCCUAAUCUUUUGGGAUACAAUGGUUUCGUGCACAGUAAGAUCAAGGAUGUUGACUCAUAA